Suillus discolor is the source of this 612-nucleotide messenger RNA. RefSeq lists its product as uncharacterized. The record is from RefSeq and is a predicted model, not a curated record. Lineage: Eukaryota; Fungi; Basidiomycota; Agaricomycetes; Boletales; Suillaceae. The transcript is spliced from 2 exons. The coding region runs from base 1 to 612 and encodes 203 amino acids.
AUGUCUACUCCAGCUCAAUCUUCAUUGGCUGACCUCAAGGCAUCCACUGCUCAACUUGUGGGCAUCAUUGCCAGCGCAAGACACAUCCCGGCCGGCUCAGUGGACGUCCACCUUGCUCUGAUGAAGCAGGUCACCACUCUUUUGGCUGACAUCAUCCGGGCCCAUGAGAAAGGGGAAUACAUCCCUGGAAUUGUGGUGUCCUGCUCUAAGGAGCUGAUGAGGGUGCAUUCCAUGACUCCCCGGGCAUUGCCCAACUGGCACAGCAUUAGCCAUGAUGACCCCCAGGUGGCUAGACACGCCUGGCGCAAGCAAGUCUGUGCCUGGGAGGCAUUGGGUGACAAUUCCUGUACUCUCCCUGUUGUUCCUAAUGUUUCCACUGGCCAACUGACUGUCAACCUUCCGUCUACACCUGUUCCUUCACCUGCACCUGUCCCUUCUUCUGCCUCCGUUAUUCCCUCCCCUCCGGUCGUCGCCAGCAAUGUUGCCGGACCUUCCAGCAAGACGUACCCCAAGUUCCGGUGGAGAGGGGCCAGGGCUCGAACACCAAACAAGCUGAGAGACAGCCAAGCCAACCAAGCAGACUGCUAUGGUGGUGGAAUGAUGAAGACCUAA